Mangifera indica (mango) is the source of this 724-nucleotide messenger RNA. Its product is annotated as dirigent protein 23-like. The record is from RefSeq and is a predicted model, not a curated record. The transcript has a single exon. Lineage: Eukaryota; Viridiplantae; Streptophyta; Magnoliopsida; Sapindales; Anacardiaceae. Bases 62 to 613 code for a protein of 183 amino acids.
UCUAGUCCUUUUCCUUCUUGUCCACAAUUCUUUUCAAGUCUUCAGAAAGCAGAAAAAAGAUAUGGGAAAGUUUAGGGUUGUGCUUUGUAUGCUCGUGGUUACCCUGGCAAUGGAAGCCAUGCCUGGGAUGGCUGAAAGUUGGGUUCAGAAGCUGGUGACUGAAAAAGAGACGGUGACCAAUUUGCAAUUCUACUUCCAUGACACGCUAAGUGGGAAGAACCCGAGUGCUGUGAGGGUGGCUCAGGCCACCGGCACAGAUAAAUCGCCAACUCUUUUUGGUGUUGUCAUGAUGGCAGAUGAUCCAUUGACAGAAACUCCAGAUCCCACCUCCAAGCUCUUGGGGCGGGGACAAGGGCUUUACGGGUCAGCUUGCCAGGAUGAACUUGGUCUCAUCAUGUCCAUGAGCUUUGGGUUCACAGAUGGUAUCUAUAAUGGCAGCUCUAUCAGCCUUCUUGGUAGCAAUAGAGCUUUGACUCCCGUCCGAGAGAUGCCCAUAGUCGGUGGCACCGGCGUUUUUCGACUGGCUCGGGGCUAUGCAAUUGCCAAAACGUAUUCUUUAGAUCUUACCACUGGCGAUGCCAUUGUUGGAUACAAUGUUACAGUCGUUCACUAGGAUUUCUCUGUAGCUUCUUCUAUGAUAUUAUUCACGUAAUAUUAUGCAUACAAUUACAUAGUUUAAUGAUGUUUGAUAUUGCAGUUUCUGAAUAAGUAGUUUAUUUUAUGA